Molecule: messenger RNA, 3203 nt
Organism: Nilaparvata lugens (brown planthopper)
Lineage: Eukaryota; Metazoa; Arthropoda; Insecta; Hemiptera; Delphacidae
Exons: 9
Coding region: 803-1759 (318 amino acids)
Source: RefSeq, a predicted model, not a curated record
GAGUUGGUGAGUUGUAGUCAGUCGGCGUCGUGAUAGCAUCAGGUUGUAAAUUCACGAGUUGAACGCUCUCUUCGAGUUCUGUUCUGUUCGUCACGUGACCAUCGGUUGCGGUCACGUUUUGUGACGGACCCAUUUUUUCAUUUUGAAAGUUUCACAAUCCUAUUGAAGGGUUGGAAAAGAUUGGUGUAAAGUUCUCACUGGUAAUAAAAUGUGAAUGAAAAUUGUGACAGUUUUUCUCCGACUUUUAAGUUUCAAACAGUUUUCUGGGCUGGAGAAUAUUGAUAAAAUCAAGUCAGACGUGUUCAAAACUUUCUUAGCCGCAGUGAUAGAAAUGACGCAAUGAACCAUCGACACUAGCACAUACUCUGCCAUCAUCACCCAGCUGCUACGUCCAGGAAAUCAUCUCGAACCUGGAGACUCCCCUCCAGCUUCCCUCGCUUCAUAUCAGGGCGACAGUAAUUGCAGUCCAAUUAUAAAACACCUAUCCGAUCCCACCCGGUCGUUGUUAUUAUUUUGUCAGUGUCACAGCCAGUGACAGGUGGGCAGAGACUGGACAUGUUCAACAGGCCGUCAUAAUUUGGACUCGAAUUUCCCGCCCGCUACGGAUUUGAAUUUCCCACUACAAUGGAGUCACGUGACCACUGCAACUGUGAUUGGCUAGAGCUGUUAUUGGCUGUUGCCGCGUUAGUAACCAACUACGCGCCACCAGAAAAACGAUUACAGUUUUGUAAGGAAAUAGAUGUGGCGCAAAUGAUGUGACAAGUUUUUGCUGACGGUGGAAAAUUGUAGACCGGCUGCAGGAAUGGCAAUCAUGCAUUCGUGCUGCUGUUGGCGCUCUCUGCGCAAAGGAAGCUAUGCCAGUGCUGUCUACACUUUUGGUUAUUUCACCCUGAUCGUGAUGAUUAUGGCCAACUUCGUGCACGAGGAGAGGCACUAUUGGAGUGGGAACACUACCAUACCACACAGUCAUAGCUUCCUAGAGCCAGGAACGAUAUCACCAACGACAAUGGCAUUCAACCUUGUGGCUCUGAUAUGUGGAUGCCUCGGGGCUUUAACAUGUUUUCUUCUAGUCUACGCAAUAUAUACUGACCAAAGAAUAUUCCUAGUUCCGUGGAUAUUCACGAUAGCUACUACUACAACUGUGGAUUUGGCUCAUUCGCUCUACAUGUUUGCAUUAGAAACGAUGAGCUUCAAUCCAAUGACUGCAAUAUUGUUCACUAUAGACUUCUUCCUCUUGUGUCUUAACGUUUAUUGUCUGCUGUGUGUAGUUUCUCAGUAUCAGGAGUACAUUGCUGGGAGAGGGACAGCCGAGUUUGAUAUAAGGGUACCUCCAGUCCGCUACAUGGCACAAAGCACGGAUGUGACGGUGAGUUCCCGACGGGCGGCAACCUACCAGGACACGGGCAGUCCCACACAAGCGCACUGCCCCUUCCCGGCGGCGGACGAGUCGACCUUCUGCCCGCUGCCUCCCCAGCUGCCCGCAGGCAUGGGGGCCACUGCCCUCGGCCAGAGGCGGCUGUCCAAGAAGCAUGUUCAGUUCGGGUGCGGGGGCGGCGAUGACAGAGAACGAGCUGCCGACUUCCUAAGGGUGCACUGGAAGGAGGAGGAGAGUGAUAAUGUUGAUAAAGAACCAGUGAUUCCAGAAUGUGCGGUGGUUUGGACAAACAGUGACGCUCAAAGACAAAUUCAACUAUUCGACACAGAGCCAUUGAUUCACACACUGACUGGAUGUGCGCCCCACCAGACUGGUGCCAAUUAAUUAUCAUUAUUAGUGUCGGAGUGAAACAGUGAUAGAGUGGGACACCAAGUGCUCUUCGUCCAAUAUCGUUUGUGCCAAAUAAAAUAAUAUUGCGUUUCCGAUGUCACAUAAUGUGCAUGUCAAAGCGUUUUCCGAUACAGAUUUUCCGAAAAUAUAUUUCCUCCUUCGAAUACAGACGGAAAUCUGCUACAUUGAUGGGAUUAAAAUGGCCAUCCGAAUAGCUGGCAAAAAUACGUAUAAAUGAUUACAUUAACUAAUGCUUAAUUGAUUCUGGUUUAUGGAUAGAAGAUGUAAAGUUGUAUUUUUGAAUGUUGAUUCAGUAUAUCUAUAAGCUCUCAUGUUUUUGAUUAAAAUGAUCAGAGAUUCAAUUUGUCAAAUUACAUCCCCUAAUGAGCCCUGAGAGAUUCCAUUUAUGAUUAAUGUGGUUGAUAUUGACAACCAGCUUGCCAUUAUUUAGUGAAAUUAUAGAAUUUAUUUUUGAAUCAUGAUUGGCACUUUUGUUAUUGUAUCUGUUGAGCUGAUAUACACAACUUAUUGAAUCUCUUAGACUUUUUUCGAUUAUUCAGAAUAUUCUCAAAAAUGAUAAUUGUUUGAAACAUUCGAACAUAACCUAGAAAAAAUAGUCAAACAAUUGUUUGGAAUAUUCUUGAGCUUUUUUAUUUAUUAAAAGCUUUUAUAUUGUGUGAAAAUUUACAGUACUUGGAAGAUUUUCCGUCCUACUCAACUAUGUCAUGUGAAAAUCAAUUUGAAUUGUAAAAUCCAAAAUAUAGGUGCGUGAGUUUGUAAAAAAAUGUACUUGAAACGAAAAUAAUCCUCUUUUUUCAUUAUUGCAGUAUUAAAUUAUCAGAUUAUUGUUUGAAUUCCUUGAUCCAGAAGCGACAAGUGGGAAGUUUGAGGAUCUGUCAAUGCCAGAUCCGGCCAUUUCUCUCUCCUUCUUCCUCUUCUUAUCUUUCCAUCUCUUUAUUCGUUUCCUCUCUUGAAAAGGGAUUUAAUAAAUGGACGGAAGGAUAUUGCUUUCGUUCCACUCUAGCCGCGUACUUUUUGAAAAUUGCGGAGACAACUCAUUCCAUCCCUGUUUAUUCCUCACUCUGUCUCUCUCACUCAUUCUCUCUUCCAUCUCUUUCUCUCUUCAUCCCUCUCAUACCCUUACCCUUUCAUCUGUAUUUGGCAGCCCACCAUUUCGUUGAGAUGUCUUGAGUAAUUGUUUCGUUGUAUUUCAAAAAUGCGACUAAGCAAGAACAAUGCUUCAGUCUCAUUAUCAUGAUGCCGAGAAAUAAUUGUAAUCCAAAGUGGAUUUUUGUUAUUAGAAGAAGAUUUACUUGGAAUCUUCAGAAAGCGAAUUAAUUGCGUCUCAAGAAAAGCUACUUCUUCAGUAUUUCUUACUUUUUAACAUUUUGAAUUAUGUUUCGUAUCCAUGACUACCUGGAAAUUCUUAGUGAGAACU